AUGUUGACACGAUUUGCAACAGGCAUAUCCGCCUGCGGAAGGGCUUCCUGCUCACGAACAUUGACUACAACCGCAGCAGCAGCCGCACCGCCACGUAGGGCGAUCCCAAAACCUCAAGCUGCAGUGUCGGAUCCAGCCUCGUUCCUCAGCUCCAUCUCCCGCCCACGUCGCGAUCUCGCCUCGAACUCGUCACUCACAUCUGCCAUUGGCGAGCAAUGGUCCAACAUCUUCACCAUCCGUUCGAACCAGCUCAAAGCAGCAGGCAUAACAACAAAGGAUAGGCGAUUCUUCCUGUGGGCGAGAGAAAAGUUCCGACAAGGUGCCAACCCAGACGUAUUUGUGAUUGAUGCAAAGCCGAAGAAAAAGGUUCGAGGAUGGGGCGCAAGGGUGCAGACGUCUGAAAGGAUCCGUGUGCGCGGUGUGAGAAGGCCUGGCGAGAAGUAA
Mycosarcoma maydis (corn smut) is the source of this 444-nucleotide messenger RNA. RefSeq names its product mitochondrial 37S ribosomal protein mS41. The coding region runs from base 1 to 444 and encodes 147 amino acids. Gene Ontology annotation, cellular component: mitochondrion. The record is from RefSeq and is a predicted model, not a curated record. The transcript is spliced from 3 exons. NCBI's taxonomy places the organism in Eukaryota, Fungi, Basidiomycota, Ustilaginomycetes, Ustilaginales.